Messenger RNA from Rhizoctonia solani, 1275 nucleotides. RefSeq names its product Retrotransposable element Tf2 protein. Gene Ontology annotation, biological process: DNA integration. The record is from RefSeq and is a predicted model, not a curated record. The transcript is spliced from 2 exons. Bases 1 to 1275 code for a protein of 424 amino acids. Gene Ontology annotation, molecular function: nucleic acid binding. NCBI's taxonomy places the organism in Eukaryota, Fungi, Basidiomycota, Agaricomycetes, Cantharellales, Ceratobasidiaceae.
AUGGAACGAUUGCUUAAAGAAUUCCACGACUCCCCCCUGGCGGGACACCCUGGGCAACAAAGAACCCUAGAGCUCCUGAACCGCAACUACUGGUGGCCAGGAAUGAAGUCAUCCGCUAAGGAAUGGGUAGAGUGCUGUCCUAUCUGCCAAGCCAACCGCCGCGCGCACGCCCCCGUUAUUUCCCUAAAGCCCUUAGAAGUCCCCCCGUUCCCUUUCCACACAAUAUCCUAUGACUUCAUCACGGGAUUCCCCAAGUCUAGUGGGUACAAUGCAAUUCUAGUCGUAAUCGACUCCUUCUCUAAGUUUGGUCACUUCAUCCCAACCACAAAGAAGGUCACAGCCAAGGGCCUAGCAGACCUGUUCAUCACCCAUGUUUGGAAGUUACACGGACUACCGGUCAAGACAGUCUCAGACCGCAGAACAACGUUCACAGGAAAAUUCCUAAGAGCACUGUACCAACGCCUUGGGGUCAACCCGGCCUUCUCCUCAGCCUACCACCUGGAAUUGGACGGACAAACAGAAAGAGUGAACCAAUUCAUUGAGUUCUAUCUUAGAUCCUACGUUGCGGCAGACCAUUCAGACUGGGCUACCUGGUUACCAUUAGCAGAAUAUGCGUACAACAACGCUAGACACUCGGCUACUGGCAAAACCCCCUUUGAACUUGUCUAUGGAAGAAGUCCCGUCAUGAGUCCAUCCAAUGUGCCGGCAAAUGUCCCAGAAGCCGACCACGUAGCAGACACCCUAGCUCAAGAAUGGAAAGAGGCAGAAUCCGCUCUGAGACUUACAAAGGAAAGGAUGGCAGGGAACAAGGGAAUAAUUCCAGAAUACGCAAUUGGCAAAAAAGUAUGGCUGGAUGGAAAAAACGUGGAACUAAGAACCAACUCUAACAAAUUGGACCCCAAGAGAUUAGGUCCUUUUGAAGUCUUAGAGAAAAUAUCCAGCCACGCGUACCGCCUGAAACUUCCAGAAACCCUAAAGAUCCAUGACGUAUUCUACGUAGGGCUGUUAUCCAAGGUUUACGAAUCUCCCAGCCAACCCUUCCCGGAACGUCCCCCUCCAGAAACAAUUGAAGGGGAAGAAGAAUAUGAAGUGGAACAGAUCAUUGACUCCAAAAGGCAAAAAGGAAAAUGGUUCUACCUGAUCAAAUGGAAAGGAUACGGACCAGAAGACAAUUCAUGGGAACCAGAAGAACUCUUGGAACACAGUCAAGAGGAAAUCCAACGCUUUAACAGGUCACAACUGAAAAAGGCUUGUGACUCCGCCAAGAGCCUUUAA